AAUAUUCGAGUAUGUCCGAAGACGCCGUCAGAAUAAUAAUAAAAAAAAUAGAUAAAUCCCGCCGCCGUGACAGCCUGGGAAGCUUCAUUAAUGAUGGAAUCAGAUCAAGUUUCUGCUCUACCCGCAGCCAUUUUUUCCUCUCCACCUCCUGAAACCGCCAACCGAGCUCUCCAAUUCUCGCAAACUUCAGCUGCCGGCGCCGUCGUCGAAGGGGAGGUUCGAUAGCAUUUCAUCUCGGACUCGGUAGCAGAAAAUCAUUAACAAACAAUAGGGAAUUGUUUGCACACUAAAGUGAAAGAAAUGGGUUCUGAAGGUCCAGCUGGAGUUACUAUUCACGUGACUGGAUUCAAGAAGUUCCAUGGGGUUGCUGAGAAUCCUACAGAGGCCAUUGUCAAUGACUUGAAGGCUUUCGUGGAAGAAAGAGGGCUACCUGCUGGUGUUACCCUUGGAAGUUGUACAGUUCUAGAUGCUGCUGGGGAUGGUGCUCGUACUGAGCUCUAUAAAGUUCUGGAUUCUGGCAUAUCAAACAUGACAGAAACUAACAAAGUCGUAUGGCUUCACUUGGGGGUCAACAGUGGGUCAGUGAGGUUUGCUGUUGAAUCGCAAGCUGUGAACGAAGCGACUUUCCGCUAUCCAGACGAACUCGGAUGGCAGCCUCAGAAACUUCCCAUAGUCUUGGAGGAUGGGGAAAUCUCAAUAAUUAAAAAGACAUCAUGUUCGGCUCUGGCGAUCUUAGAGAAGUUGAAGUCAAAAAGCUACAACGUGAUAUUAUCGGACGACGCGGGUCGUUUUGUUUGCAAUUAUGUAUACUACCACUCCCUCAGAUUUGCAGAACAGAAGGGUCACAAAUCCUUGUUUGUUCAUGUUCCUCUGUUUUCAAAAAUCGACAAAGAAACCCAGAUGCGUUUCGUUCACUCACUUUUAGAGGCCAUUGCAUCUACUUGUUAAAAAAAUUGUAUUGUUGCUGUGAUUGCUCCUUCAAUUCUAUAAAUGUUCAUUUCCAAGCUGUGAACUCUGUUUCUUGCAAGUAAGGGCUUUUCUGACAAGGAACUUUCAUCAUUAUAGCCCGUUGAACCCUAUCCUCCUAUCAAAAAAAGAAAGAUAAGCAACCUUGUUUUCUGCUAAAA
Molecule: messenger RNA, 1127 nt
Organism: Cucurbita maxima (winter squash)
Lineage: Eukaryota; Viridiplantae; Streptophyta; Magnoliopsida; Cucurbitales; Cucurbitaceae
Product: pyrrolidone-carboxylate peptidase-like
Exons: 5
Coding region: 301-948 (215 amino acids)
Biological process (GO): proteolysis
Cellular component (GO): cytosol
Molecular function (GO): pyroglutamyl-peptidase activity
Source: RefSeq, a predicted model, not a curated record